Messenger RNA from Penicillium concentricum, 324 nucleotides. RefSeq lists its product as uncharacterized. The record is from RefSeq and is a predicted model, not a curated record. The transcript has a single exon. The coding region runs from base 1 to 324 and encodes 107 amino acids. NCBI's taxonomy places the organism in Eukaryota, Fungi, Ascomycota, Eurotiomycetes, Eurotiales, Aspergillaceae.
AUGUCUUUCCAAGAGCCCUGCGACCCUGUCGCGGAUGACCCCGCAGCCACGGCAGUUCCUGACCCCGUUGGUCCUGAUGCUUCUCAGCGAACCGCAUCGCAGCAAAACGCAUUGAUAGCCAUCAAAGACGUAUUGGUGACCCUGGAUAAGGUGAUCAGAGAGCUUUUCAUGGACCGAUGCCGUAUUCGGGCGCAUAUCGCUGAGCAGCGCGCGGCACUGGAUGACCAGCUUGAUCUCCUCGAAGCAACCGACUCACGCAUUGACGAACUUCGGCUGCUUUGGGACAGCAUCGCUGCCAGAUUGGGGCUGAGAAGCAACAACUAG